AUGCUUCUCGAGCAGGACUUCCAGGGAUUUAGUUUUGACUUGUUUCUGCGCAACCAGCAGCUUUUAAGACGCUGGUCUAACGAAUCCAAGGAGAGGAUCGAAAACGUCCUGGCAAAGCCGCCACGCAAAACCGGGACGACCAUUGCUGGCGUACUCUUCGCUGGCGGUGUCGUGCUCGGAGCAGACACGCGCGCGACGGAAGGAAACGUUGUGGCUGAUAAAAACUGCAGCAAGAUUCACUACAUAGCAUCAAAUAUUUACUGCUGUGGAGCUGGAACGGCUGCGGACACGGAAGCCACGACGCAGUUGAUCGCGAGCCAAAUGGAGCUGCACCGGCAGGCCGUCGAUCGCGACUUGGUUCCGGUGGCCGCUGCAAUGACGAGAUUAAAACACUACUUAUUUCGCUACCAAGGAUACAUAUCCGCGGCGCUUGUUCUAGGUGGAGUUGACGAGCUGAAUGGCCCUUCGCUGUACACGGUAUACCCGCACGGAAGCGUUGACCAGUUGCCCUAUGUAUCAAUGGGUAGUGGCUCGCUAGCGGCAAUGGCUGUGUUUGAAGCGCGUUGGCAUGAAGCGCUCACUGAAGAAGAGGCAAAAUGUCUUGUAUACGAAGCGAUCUCGGCGGGAAUCGAGAACGACCUGGGCUCCGGUUCUAAUGUUGACCUGUGUGUCGUGAAGAACGGUGGCAGGGCAGUCGAUUACCUGCGGGGCUAUGCGAAGGAAAACGUUCGUGUUUACCGAAAACCUACAGGGCACGUGUUCGCGCGUGGCACGACAGCUGUCCUUGCACAAGAGCUGCGCAAAUACGUUCAAGUAACGCGCGUCGUCUCCGAUUUGUGA
Cyanidioschyzon merolae strain 10D is the source of this 840-nucleotide messenger RNA. Its product is annotated as 20S core proteasome subunit beta 2. NCBI's taxonomy places the organism in Eukaryota, Rhodophyta, Bangiophyceae, Cyanidiales, Cyanidiaceae. The coding region runs from base 1 to 840 and encodes 279 amino acids. Gene Ontology annotation, cellular component: proteasome core complex. The record is from RefSeq and is a predicted model, not a curated record. Gene Ontology annotation, molecular function: threonine-type endopeptidase activity. The transcript has a single exon.